AUGUAUCCAGCAGGGGCGCACGAAGUGCCCAGAUGGGCAAACAAGAGAACCAAUACAGACAACUCAUGUCACAAUGCACUACUCGAUGGCGAAUCUCGUCCAAUAAUCGCCCCAAGGAACCGAAAGCUACCACAAUCCACCGAUACAGGAGCCACUGCAUAUGAUUCUCGGCUCAAACAAGAGACGCGGCCUAUGUAUACAGCGAAGCCUCGCAGUAAAAGAAAAACGAUGGUGGUAUUCCUGUCUAGAGCGAUAAAGAAUCUGCGAGGGGCUUUCUUGAACUAUCUAUCACCCGCGCGCGAAGGGACAACAUUCCUUGAGAACGAACAACAGCGUAGGGAAAUUGCGGAUAUAUUGUACGACGAACCGGGUCCGUGGCAUGAGUACGGGAAGUUGGACUCUGAUAUCGAAGACGACAAGCAUAACUCACAUUUUUCCAAAAAGAAGAGUCUGAGGAAGUGGUUCAAGACUCGUAGUGAGCGCAUCAACACCGAGCACGAGAUGCCCUGUGCUGUAGAGAGAUGA
Xylaria bambusicola is the source of this 525-nucleotide messenger RNA. RefSeq lists its product as uncharacterized. NCBI's taxonomy places the organism in Eukaryota, Fungi, Ascomycota, Sordariomycetes, Xylariales, Xylariaceae. The record is from RefSeq and is a predicted model, not a curated record. Bases 1 to 525 code for a protein of 174 amino acids. The transcript has a single exon.